Messenger RNA from Entamoeba invadens IP1, 2067 nucleotides. RefSeq names its product tetratricopeptide repeat protein, putative. Gene Ontology annotation, molecular function: protein binding. Bases 1 to 2067 code for a protein of 688 amino acids. The transcript has a single exon. NCBI's taxonomy places the organism in Eukaryota, Evosea, Mastigamoebida, Endamoebidae. The record is from RefSeq and is a predicted model, not a curated record.
AUGUCAACUAAAAUAACAACUCUUCAACUCGCACUUGCUCUUCUCGACGGUAAGACCCCCGCUGCACUCUCGGAGUCUUACGAUUUUUUCAAUGGCGCAGUCACCCCACAAUAUUUUGUUUCUGCACUCCGUGGAGAUUUCUCGGAACUUCAAAAAGCAUACCCCGACCUCACCCUUCAAAAUGCUGCGACUUUGGAAAUCCCAGCCGAUUUUCGAUUAUUAGUCGGUGUUGCUUUAUUAAACGGAUUUGUCCGAAUGAAUUUUGUUGGACCAUUCAACUUACCGAAAGACGAGGAGUCUGAAAAGGAAAUUCAAUAUUUGACAAUCGACGCUGAACAGGUGAACGCCCAUAUUCAAAAUUCGUUGUGGCUGCACACAGCUGCAAAGGUAUUUGGUAUGUUAAAGGACAAACAAGUUCCGCUCAUAUCGUGGUUCAUUGGGAGACAAGCUACUAUUCAUCAACGUGUUUUGUUGAAUCCGGGAGAGUCGUUAUACACCAGAAUUGGCCUGAGUUACAGAGAAACACUCAAGAAUCUCGAAGAGAUGAAAGAAGACUUGGGCAAAGUGUUUUACGAGCGUAUUUCGUAUAAAGCAAAUAUGGAAUUGGCAGUAGGGUUGUGGGCUUCCGAGCAAUACAAAAACGUCACUGAAGAGCUCAAGAUCAUUUGUGAUCGAUAUAAAGUUUUUGUGGAGAUGAGUGGUGCAAUGGGGUCGAGGACCAAAUACCAAGAGAAACAAACUGCACAACUCCUUUUGAAAGUGGAUCGAUUGCCACACCCCUUGAGCGAAAUUAAGAGACAAAAAUGUGAACAGUUGUUGAAGGAAACGGAGUUGGACUCUGACAGUGAUAUGUUAUCAUACGCAAGUUAUAGUGGCGACACUGCAUAUACUCCGUUGGCGACAUACGACGAGGCUUAUGUGUUGUUGAUGUGUAUGAACAAAUAUAGAAAGCAGAGUCGUGGGGAUUUGAUUCUUGAAGAGGUCAUCACAUACUGCAACAGACUUCUUCGAGACAGAAUCGACUUCUCGACAUUCCUUAUGACUGUUUUACUUAAGUCGCGAUACGAGGCGACUGUUACACACUUUUUGUGGCGAUCUGUGAACCAAGCUGACGAAAUUGUCAAGAUGCUCGAAAGUGGCGAUGACAAGUUCUUGGCCGAAGAAAGACUCGAGAGUAUUUACAUGACAUUGUUCCCUCACAUUUUUGCUCUGAGAAAGGAAGUUGGCAUGCGGAUGUUGUUAAUGGGUGAUCCAUCGGCUGCGAUCAAUUACUUUUCGUCACUUGACAUGAAAAAUGAAAUCGUUGCCGCCUAUUUAUCUCUUAAUGAGCGCGAAAAGGCGAAGAACUUGGCAAAUGAAAUGAUGGAGAAGGGAGAUAGAAACUCCGAGUUGCUCACAUUGAUGUUUGAAUUGACACAUGAUACAAAAUACCUCGAGGAGUGCUGGGUGAACUCCAACAAAACUUACCUCAACGCGCAACGUGUUUUGGGACAGUACUACUACAACAAUAAAGACUGGGAAAAGGCAAAAGAGCACUUUGAACUUUCUCUGAAGAUCAACCCACUUUACCAACGCAUUUGGUAUGCUCUUGGCAUUACCUACAUGCAGUUGAACAACCUCAAAGAAGCUAAAAACGCGUUUUUAAAAUCCGUCAGUUUGGACAACGAUGAUGGACAAAGCUGGGCCAAUUUGGCCUACGUCUACGUCACGUCAAAUAACAAGAAAGAGGCACAAAUAGCGCUCAAAGAAGCAGUCAGGAAUAUCAGAGACAACUACAACUUGUGGAACAACUUAAUCACAAUUUCUAUUGAUAUCCAAGACUACCGACAAGCAAUCAGUGCUGUUGUUGCGCUGUACGACAUCAACCGUAGUGAAGUAAGUCCACGUGUGCUUUCAAUGAUGUGCGACGUCGUCCUUCAAGACAUCCCAAUGCACAACGGCGAGACUGGUCGCGCGAUGUUAGGCUUCAUGAAGCCAAUUCUUAAACGAAUUCUCAACGACUUCAAAACGACGGACAAACUCUACCUUGUCGCCAAGGAAGGCCUUUCACUUUUCGAACAAAUCUAA